Malassezia pachydermatis is the source of this 1047-nucleotide messenger RNA. RefSeq lists its product as hypothetical. Lineage: Eukaryota; Fungi; Basidiomycota; Malasseziomycetes; Malasseziales; Malasseziaceae. The transcript has a single exon. The record is from RefSeq and is a predicted model, not a curated record. Bases 1 to 1047 code for a protein of 348 amino acids.
AUGCGACGUGCCAAUGUCACGAUAAGCGCGUCUCAUACACCUACGGCUUCCUCGUCACGCGCUCCCACAGGAUAUUAUAUCCCUUCUGAGAUUCUUCAAAAAAUAUUUUCGUAUGCCCUCUACCUUGAUCAAGUGACAGCUGUCCGGCUAUUGCAGCUCAAUCAUGUAUGGCGGCAAGUUCUGCAAACCUCAGCCUAUACCCGCGUCGAGCUGUGCUCGGCAUCUGCCCUUGAGAACUUUGCAUCCCUUGUUCGUGCACGACCCGAAGUUGCACGCGCUGUGCGCCGACUAUGGAUUGGUCCUACACAUGCGCGAUCAGAUUUCCUAAGCAUUCUAUCUCUGCCGAUGCCGGGUGACUCGGCCUACUUGGAAAAGCAACGUGAGCAAGUGUACAAUGAUACACGCUUUGUACUUCGUGCCUGCCGGCGCCUAGAAGAUAUUGCAUUGAGUGGUUCCUUGGUGGCAGCAGAUAUUGUACAGUCGUAUGGCACAGCUUGUCAGCCACGAUGCAUUACGUCCAUCAAUCCACACAGCUUCAUCUCAGCCUUUGAUGCGCCCAUGUUCCGACGUGUACAGGAACUGCGCGUAUGUGAUGUGAAUCUAUCCCAUUCAGAAGUGGACGCGAUUCGUCGUAUGCCAGUGCUGCAGCACUUUGUGCAUACCACCCCUAAAGACUAUGGAGACUGCUCACGCGACGCACAUGUCUUGCGAAAAGUAGUCGUGGAGAAAGAUCCGUUAGAAGGCCUGGCCAAAAUGCGCAUCGAUGACAAACCAUUGCGCAUUGGAAUUCGCGGUGUGCCGGCACGUGCAAGUGCUACAGCCCAAGCGCUACAAGCGAGCUUGGAAGAGGACAAGAAGCACAUCGAUAUCUAUACAGAAACGAUUCCGUCGACUAUGGUUGAAGAAUGGGAAGCUUUGCGUGAUAUUGUAUUCAAUGCACAAGGCGAUUAUUCACGUAUGGCAUUGGAAGACGAUACAGGCGCUUGGGUUGACCCCACAAAUGCACUGCAGUUUUUGUGGCAUGAAUGGCAGGCAAGGUCCGCCUAA